GGUUCUCGUGGGUUUUUUUGGACUAACAGAAGCGGAAGAUGCGCACGUACGAACGCGUGCGCUGCGCGUUGCAGCGCUUCAAAGAGACCGCUGCGACGGAGCUGCGCAGGCGGCUGACGGUGACCUCUGACCCGGAGCGCCGCGCCUGGGAGGCGGAGCUUCUUGCCAUGAUGUUGACACUCUGCGAGCGUCUGCUGCAGGAACUGAAGAGGCUGUUGGAGGAGGAGGAGGCGGAGCUGAAAGGAGAGCAGCAGGACGAGCAGCGUGAGACGGCCGUCAAACCUCAGCCAAACUCCGCCCUUCUUGCCUCACAGGGAAACACCCAGCUGGAGAUGAACAGCCAAUCCGAUGUUCCUACAGGUGACCAGUUAGAGCGGGCUCCUGCAGAAGGUAGUGGGCGGAGCUUCAGGUGCAGCGUCUGCAGCAGCACCUUCUCCAAACGCUCCAACCUGCACGCUCAUCUGCGCGUGCACAGCAGAGAGCGGCCAUUUAGCUGUUCUGUGUGCGGCCGCCGUUUCUCCGCCCGCAGCAGCGAGCACGUCCACAGACUCACUGUACACGGGCGUCACCGGCCCCACGCCUGCUGCCACUGUGGGAAGGUGUUUGGCACACGCAGCCACCUAAGGGUGCACCAGGCGGUGGGACGGCGCCCCCUCACAUGUUCCAUCUGCGGAGAGAAGCUGGCGGCAGCAUGCAGCCUCAGGAAACACAGACUGAUGUGUCAGAGCGCGGGUCAGAUGUUCCAGUGUGCCACCUGCGGGAAGGAGUUCUCCAAACGCAGCUACCUGUCAGCUCACCGCAGAGUGCACCUGCAGGAGAAACCCUUCACCUGUCCCACCUGCAGCAAAGGCUUCACCACACGCCGCAGUGUCCGUGUGCAUCAGCUCACCGUGCAUGGCGGUCUGAAGCCGUUCAGCUGCGGCGUCUGCAGGAAGGCGUUCAGCCAGCAGAGCGGCCUAACAGCACACCUACGGACACACAGCGGCGAGCGGCCUCACGCCUGCGAGCAGUGCGGCCAUCGCUUCUCCAGCAGCAGCAGCCUGUCGGUGCACCGCCGCGUUCACACCGGCGAGAAAGCGUUCAGCUGUGACACCUGUGGGCGGAGCUUCAGCGUGUCAGCCAACCUGCGACGCCACCGCCUCAUCCACUCAGGUCAUCGCCCAUUCAGCUGCGAUGUGUGCGGCCGCAGCUUCACACAGGCCGCUCACCUGAAGGCGCACGGUGCCCUUCACGGUGGCGACUGGGCCUUCAUCUGCAACGCCUGUGGGAAAGGCUUCAGACAGCGCAGCGCACUGCUCGCACACGAGCAGAGCCACACCGGCGUGAAGCCGCACUGCUGUGGCAAGUGCACAAAAAGCUUCUCCUCGGCAGCGUCGCUAAGGCGCCACCAGCUGCUGCACGGCGAGCGUGCCGCUCAUGGCUGCCACCAGUGUGGAAAGAGCUUCAGCAGUGCCCACACGCUGAAGACACACCUGCAGCUGCACGACACUGCCAGACGCUUCUCCUGUGAUGUGUGUGGGCGGAGUUACAGCUCUCCGAGCUACCUUAAAAUGCACCGCCGCAGCCACUCAGAGGGGAAACCGUUCAGCUGCUCACAGUGCGGGAAAAGCUUUGCCACGCAGGCCAGCGUCACGCUUCACCAGCGCACGCACAGCGGUGAGAAGCCGUUCGUCUGUGAGGUGUGUGGGAGGAGCUUCAGCGUUUCUCAGAACCUCAUCAGGCACAAACGCGUCCACAGCGGCGAGAAACCGUUUGAGUGUGGCAUCUGCGGGAAAAAGUUCAGCCAGAAGGGAAACCUGAAGAGUCACGAGUUGGUCCACACAGGAAACAAACCCUUCAGCUGCACUUCCUGCGGCCGCAGCUUUGCUGCCAUGAGGAGCCUCCGUGACCACAGGUGUGUCAGCUGACCAGGAGCUCGCACACGCUCAGAGGACGUCUGUACGGAGGUCCAAGGAGUCACAAAUUAAACAAAUUAAAACUUUCUAUUUAGUUUUAACCAGAAGGACGAAAUUCAGUCUGGAUAAAUUAUUUUUUUACACAGAAACCUAAUAAAUUAAAUCUAAUAAAUUUUUAAAAAGCUGUGCAGUGCUCUUGU
Archocentrus centrarchus (flier cichlid) is the source of this 2095-nucleotide messenger RNA. RefSeq names its product oocyte zinc finger protein XlCOF6. The transcript is spliced from 3 exons. The record is from RefSeq and is a predicted model, not a curated record. The coding region runs from base 39 to 1907 and encodes 622 amino acids. Gene Ontology annotation, molecular function: DNA-binding transcription factor activity; RNA polymerase II cis-regulatory region sequence-specific DNA binding. Gene Ontology annotation, biological process: regulation of transcription by RNA polymerase II. Lineage: Eukaryota; Metazoa; Chordata; Actinopteri; Cichliformes; Cichlidae.